UGUCGCAUUAUAUAUCACUUUGGUAUCUUAUCUCAUCUCCCCUGGAUUGUCAACUUGUGUGAUUGGCUGCUCCUGCACAGAUGAUAACUUGGGAAGGUCUUUACUAUGUAUGGAAACCUCCAUGGGACAAGUCCCAGAGGAUAUUCCACAUGAUUUCACUAAAAUCCGAAUUGAAAACUGCCACCUGACUGAGUUACCACAAGGAUCUUUCUCCAAAGUUAGUCCCUUGGAGUUCCUUUGGCUGAAUUUCAAUGAGAUCACCCUGAUGAACAUUAAAAGCCUGGAGGGGCUCUCCAGACUGACUGAGCUGAGGCUACAAGGGAACAAGCUGACUUCAAUUCCAUGGACAGCCUUUCAGGACACACCGAAACUCAAGAUUUUAGACCUGAAGCACAAUCAACUGGAUGUCCUACCUGAACAGGCCCUGAGACACUUACCCACCCUAACCUACUUAGAUUUAUCCUUCAAUCAUCUUAGUGUCAUAUCCAAAGAUGUCUUCAUGAAUUGGCCUCUUUACCAAACUGCAGAGAAAGCAUGGGGGAAAGAAGGGCUGGUUUCCAAUGUGGUUUUGGCGCUACAUGACAACCCCUGGUUGUGCGAUUGUCGCCUCAAAGGCUUUGUUGAAUUCAUCAGGACAGUCGGCCCUCCCAUCAUUCUGAUGAACUCUUAUUUGAUGUGCUCGGGGCCCAUCUCCAAAGCAGACAAGUUUUUCCACGAGAUCCAGUUGAAAACAUGCAUGAAGCCAGUGGCUUCUGCCCCAGAGACUAACAUCACUUUACCUCUCGGCGCAAAUGCAACACUUGCAUGCUUAGUCAAGGCUAGGCCGGGCCCGACCAUUCAGUGGAUAUACAGUCUGAAGAUUAUAAGAGGAUUUGCUGUUUCAGAGACUCACAUAGACUCAGAGACUGUCACCUCCCAGCUGGUGAUUCCCUCUCUUCACCUGGCAGACCGAGGACUCUACACCUGCAUGGCCAACAACUUCAUUGGCAACUCCUCUGUUGGCAUAAUGGUUGACAUCAGCUCUUCCAACACCUCUGCUCCUCUCCCUCCUCCUGUCCCCGUGUUGUCGUCUGAAGAGAAUGCCUACAUUGACAUCCGCAUCGCCAAGCAAACAGUUUAUGGUAUCACCCUUGAGUGGUAUGCAGUGACAGACAACCCUGCAGAGACAUGGUUCACCAUCCACUUUGGCAAAUAUGAUUCACCUAAAAAGGACACGAUCUACAUUGGCCCCGGCAUUCACAGCUACUCAGUGAGUGACCUGCUUCCUGUCACCAAAUACGAGGUGUGUGUGACCCUGAAGAACCAUCCGCCGAGGGAAGGCCAGUGCAUCGUGUUUGUGACAGGAAGUGACAUCAGUGAGCUGGAGCAAAGAGAGAGGCUCAUCCACAUUAUAGUCAUUGUGUGCGCCAUGGUGCUGGCAGUGCCGGCCGGCAUGUUUGCCUGCACCACAGAGGCCAGGUUCAGCUGUGUGGAGCGCUGUGUGGAUCUGUGGAAGAAGCACAGGCUGCACAGAGAGAACCUACAGGGGACGGAGAGGCAGGGCACCUUUGACAGCCUGCAGGCAACCAGCGACGAAGGCCUGUGCAAGGACUCAGAGGAAAAGCCAAAAAAGAAGGGGAAGUCUGAGGACAGGCCCAAAGGAGGGAGUGCAGCUCAUAUGUACUAGAAUCAAAGUCAAGAACUGUACAUAUAGUAUAUAUACCUCUGAGUGUAUCCUCAAUUUGUGCCUCUCAUGUCUUAGUAUUACAUUUUUAAUCGUAGUGUUACACAUCAGAUUUUCUGAAAAUGAAACACCUAGCAAUUUUUAAAAAACUCAAAAGACAGUUUGACAAAAUUUGGUGCUAUUUCCUUGAACCCUCAAAGACUCUUCUCCCCAUCUGAAUGAAUAUUAGUAUUUUAUUUUGUUCGGGGGAAAAAAAUAGAAACAUCAAUAAGGAAAAAUAUAGUUGAUAGUGAAUUCUUCAAAUUUGGGUCAAGUUGUACAAAUUGAGCAAGAACAUAUGUCAUUUCCAGCUAUCAUCACAUUAGGAAACAGUCGCUGGGGAAACAGAUAGAGAAUCUUCUUUUUUCUUUCAGUGAAGCAAACAGAGUAUUGUUUCAUCCAGAUGGUGAUAAGAACCUCUGAUACUGGAAAUAGCUUGAGAACGGCGGUAAGUUUUAUUAAAUGAUCUACUAGGUUUUAUCAAAGACAGUCUGUUAUUUAUCUUUCAGAAAACUGAAUGCUUACUGUAGCUCUGUGACUUGAAUGUAAUGGUAAUACGUGAGAGGCACAAACUGGAGUAUAUAUUGAGUAUAUAGUCACCCUGUAAAUAUAAAUUUCAAGCUAUCAGCUCAAAAUGGAGAUGCCUUUCUUCCGUAUUAUAGGGAGAGUUUGCUACUAUUUGUGUUAAUGUACUUGUACAGAGGGUUUGUGCUAAAAUGCAUUUGAUAUUUCUUUGAGUCACUUUUUUUCUUAAUGUUUGAUACUGAAUACAAAGACAUGUACUCAUAAAUUUAAAAAAUGUAAAUAAUCAACACUGUAUGUAUUUCUUUAUUGUUAGCUUCACCGAGCUAAAUUGUAAUAGAGUGGAUUGUGUGUGGGUUUAUGCUCCAGCACAUUUAUUUAUUUUUUUUAAAAAAAGCAGCUCUUUUUUUCUAUUGUUUCUUUUUACAGACUCCAGAUUUUCUGUCUUGUAAUGGAAUGAAAUGAUGGUUUAUGUGGAUUAAAGAGAAUUCA
Seriola dumerili (greater amberjack) is the source of this 2716-nucleotide messenger RNA. RefSeq names its product leucine rich repeat, Ig-like and transmembrane domains 2. The transcript has 3 exons. The coding region runs from base 110 to 1666 and encodes 518 amino acids. NCBI's taxonomy places the organism in Eukaryota, Metazoa, Chordata, Actinopteri, Carangiformes, Carangidae. Gene Ontology annotation, molecular function: protein binding. The record is from RefSeq and is a predicted model, not a curated record.